Molecule: messenger RNA, 593 nt
Organism: Rhodamnia argentea
Lineage: Eukaryota; Viridiplantae; Streptophyta; Magnoliopsida; Myrtales; Myrtaceae
Exons: 2
Coding region: 24-593 (189 amino acids)
Source: RefSeq, a predicted model, not a curated record
UCGUGCAAAAAACAGCAUUCUUAAUGAAUGUUUUCAGCGGAAAAUGCGUUGAGCCAUUGAGCCCGGAGAUGUCUGUCAAGGAGCCGUCGAGAACGCACGGGACGGAGAGUCGAAAUAGCAAGGGUGUUCCAAACCAAUUGCUGUCUCACUCUCAGCUGAGCUCAGUUGCAGGUGCUACUCUUGUUUUUAUGACUUCACCUAAAUGUCCCUUGCAGUGCAAGAACCUAGGCCCGUUACCUCCAUCCUUUCCAAUCAAUGCUGUAACUAUGUUCUCGUUCUCGGUUGGCUGUUUGAACUCAAUGCUACUGUCACGUUUCUUCCAGAUUUCCAUUUUCAAUCCCCAUUUCUCUGCAGCCCAAGAAAGGAUUGAGUUAUCCACUGAGGUUCGGCUGUUCUCUUGUAUUAGAGAAGAUAUGCCAAUCCCAUCCCAAAAUGCUUCCAGAACAUGGAUGGAUAUUUUGGAAUCUUCACUGAUAUCUUUUCCACCAAUACAGCACCUUUCAACUUCUUGUGGGAUCAAUGUAAGUCCCCCCAUUUUGUCGGUGCAGAUUAUGGUGACUGAUGCCAUGGUGGCAGUUGUGGAUGGUUCUUGA